AUGUCCCAUGCAACGACGCCUACCAAAGGCCCGUCAACAGUCGAUUGUGAAGUUUUGACGGACAUUCAUACACAAUCAAAUCUGGCCGAAGUUGAAGUAGUCAGUUUAAUACACGAAUUAAUCCCGCGUUAUCGUCUACGUGCUGAUACUGAUUUUGCUUGCUCAAACGAAGAUUUUAUUCAAACACCGCAUAUCAACGAUUCCGAAUUCGAAGGUCUAACUAAUACACAAAUUCGUGGUCUUCUUAAUUAUUACGAGUCAUCCAGUCAACGUAUCAGCCAAAUGACAAAAACAUAUCAUGAUAUAAGCGCUGUUACUCGCAUGUUAGAAGAUCGCGAGAAUGAUUUACAAAUGGCUGUUACUAUAGGCCAUACAUUACUUGAAAGUAAUAAUUCAUUACGUAGCCAAGUUAAUUUACUCGAGCAAGAUAUUGAACAAACAACAGAAAUUGUUAAACAACUCAAACAUGAUUUGAUUCUUAAAGAACGUCUUAUUCGAUUUUAUAGUGACAUGGAAGAAAACGAUCCACAAUCCGAAGGAGCAAAUAAUCUUGACGUUCGACAUUAUGAACAAAAAAUUCGAAAUCUUGAAUCUGAAAAUCAAGAAUUACGUAGUGAAACUGUGAAAUUAAAAAUUGAUGCCGAAAAUUAUGAACAACAGGAACAAUUGAUAGUUGAUAAUUUUGUAAAUGCUUUAGCGAAUGCAAAUGCAGAAAUCGAUAAUUUACAACAAGAAUUAAUAAAGAAAUCCGAUGAAAAUAACAAACAACAAGAUGAGAUUUUUCAUUUAUCUUUCGAGAUGCGAGAAAUUCAUCGUCGAUUGUGUGAAUUAAAGAAAGAAAACGAAGAAUUAAAACAUCUUCUAUCAAUCGACGGAAAAAAUCGCCAAGAAUAUGAAGCUAAAAUUCAAUAUCUAGAAAAGAAUUACAGUGAAUGUCUUGAAAAACUUCAUAAAUCUCAACUUGAAGUUAAUGCAAUACAAGAAAAAUUACGAAAUCUAUCGCCAUCGCCGUCUCUAUCAGAUCUAUCACCACAUCCUCAUACAGUAUUUCUAUCUCCUGUGGAAUACGCUAAUUUUAUGGGCAUUGAAAAUUCACUUAAAUCAGAAUUAGAAGAAAUUCUCGAAGAUCCAAAUCAAUUAUGUCCUCCAACAAUAAAUGCCGAUGAACAGAUAACUAAAAUUAAAAAAAUCUAUCGUAGAAAAAUCAGACGAGAACAAAGUGAUACCGACGGAGAAUCAACGAUUAACGAUUCGGCGUUCAGUGAUACCGAAAGUCUUAGCAGUACUUCGUCUUGUCCUCAUUGCCACCGAUGCUCACCUAUAACCGCAUCUGAUUCCAAAUCAUCAUCGACGUAUCAAUUCGAACGUCGCACACCAUCUGGAAUUUCAUCAAGACUGAGACUUGUCAAGCGUUUUGAAGGAUCCACUAUGUUAAAACGUUGGCAACAAUUAGCUGAACCAAGUCUUUCAUCCUGUCUUCAGUCGAUACCCGGUGUUUAUACUCGUGCUGAAAUUCUACAUGAAGUUAAAGAAGACGAUGAGGAAUAUUUAUUCACAGAAGAAAAUGAUUCAGAAUUAAAGUCAACUUCUUCGCAAACAACCACAUCUAAUCAAUUAAAUUUUGUCGAAUUGUUAACUCAACAAGGAUUCAUAUCUCGAACAGUUGAUUCAUUCGCUCCAGAUCCUGAUAUUACUGAUGAUCCGACAACAUCUCCAGCAUCACCAACACACGGCGUUCAAGUCGAAACUAAUGCUCUUCUUCAUCAAGUUAUGCAACGUUUAGUUGGAAUGUCGAUUCGUACAUUUGAAACUCUCACAACAACACUUGCAUCAACAAGUGAUAAUGAAACCGGCGAUGAAGAUGACGAAAUCAAAAGUAAUCUAUCCGAACAACGAUUUUGUACAAGAACUCCAGUAAAACCUCCACUAUCGCCCACAUUCGAUGGUCUUGCGGCGCCAACACCAAAUACGGCAAUGCGUGCAAUUAAAUCAAGUACAUUUCUACAUGUUUCAUCAUUGAAUCCAUUAACAAAAGCGUAUGCUAUACGUUUACGUGGCGAAGUACCAUCGAUUGUUAGUGAUUUUCUUCGAAGUAAUCCUACCGUGAACACCAAAUGA
Molecule: messenger RNA, 2118 nt
Organism: Rotaria socialis
Lineage: Eukaryota; Metazoa; Rotifera; Eurotatoria; Philodinida; Philodinidae
Source: the annotation of a GenBank genome assembly